UACAACCCUGUGGCUGUCUUCAUUUUGUUUUUGUACUUCUUAUUUGAAAUAUUUGUUUGAAAUUUAUUGAAGACAAACAACAAGCAAUUGGGAUUAAUUGCUGUAUUUGUCAUUACAGAGCUCGGUAAUGAAAUUAAAAUUCAAUAGAUUGAGUGGAAAUACAUAUUUUUGCGCGUUUAUCAAUUGAGUCCUUGUUAUUUGGAGCGUUUUCUUAAUAGUUUGCCCACAUAAUUUAUAUUAACAAUGGGUGACUACAAGCAACUCAAUAAGGAGCUUGUUGAUGCUAAUAGAGAAUUAAAACAAACCAUUGCUAUAUAUCAAAAGGAAUUGGUUUUAAUACGUGCGGAGUUAAUGGAUCAACAUCGUUUACGUGUUGAGACGGAACGUGAAUAUCGCGAUCGUGUACUCGCAUUACUAGCGCAGAAUUUCCUGACAUCAGUACGUGAAAUCGAUGCUAACGUAAAUGUGCCAGAAUUAAUAGGUUUUAACAAUAAUACACAAACUUCGAAUUAUACCAAUGGCAUAAGUGCUAUAAGUGAUAGCAGAAACUCCAGACGUAGAAGCACACAUUUGGUCCGAGAAUUUCGACGUUCCAGUGCAGUAUGCGGCCAAAAUAGUAUACGUAUGUCACCAACACGACGACCCUACGAAGACCAUGCUAUAAUUGAGCAAACUGAAACCAGUAAAUUAGAGGAAUCUUGCGAUAGUGAUAUGGAUUUGGAAAACUCAAUAGUUCAAAACAAUGUAAUUGAGGUGGAAAACGAAGAGAGUUAUGAAAAUGCAGAUUUGCAUUGCAUAAAAGAAGCAAAUGAAGAGGAAUAUGAAGAAAAUAUGGGUGAUAGAAUGUGUACUGUAGUGGAGAAGAGUAAUAGGCAACCAAUCAGAGAUAUAUCCAAUAUUGAUAUGGAGCAAGUCGAACAUAAAGGAUCGUAUGUAACAAAACGUGGGAAACAGCGCAAAGGUUACAAUAACAACGAAAAUUCUAUACAAGUUGCGCGCAAUGUUGAAGAUGAUGACAUGGAACUGGAGGAUGACUUGAUACAUGCGCUGAAUCGUUCGUUACAUGUUUCGGACAAAACAACAAUGGAUAAUAAUGCAGCGCGAAAACCGUUGGAUGAAGAAUGUUUUAAACGCCAACUCGUGGUGAAAAUAAAACGCUUACAUGAACCAGAACACGCUGUGGUACAUUUUAGCGCUGAAGAUAACACAAUUAUACCGGAGGAACACGAGUUAUCAGUGGAAAACAGAAGAAAUAAUGAGCUAAGUUUGGGUAUAACGCAAUUUUCUAUGGGUAAUUUCUUGGAAGCAUCCUGCAGUACACCAUGCAAUAGCAUGAAAGCAGCCAAGGAAGAUGCAACGCAUGAUGAAACCAGUGAUGCAUCCUCAUACAGUUUCGCAACAAGUCAGUGUAUGCGCCCAUCACGCAGAUGUGCGCCAACAACACUAGCAGAACCCAAUUUGAGAGUAAAACUACGCAAUGAUAGUGGUAAAAGAACGAAGAAGCGUUAAAUAAAUAGUAUUUAGUCAUUACACAGUUUCGUAAGCUACUUUUAAUGUUAUUAUAGCGAAAUAAUCAUUUGGUACACUGUAGUAUUUAUAUUUCCAAUUAGUUUGUUCCUUUUUACUUUUUUAAUAAUAAAAGAAAUGUGAAAAGCUGUUACUGGCGAUGUAAGGCGUACAUGCACAUAA
Messenger RNA from Zeugodacus cucurbitae (melon fly), 1689 nucleotides. RefSeq lists its product as uncharacterized. Gene Ontology annotation, biological process: meiotic chromosome segregation. The transcript is spliced from 5 exons. Bases 244 to 1509 code for a protein of 421 amino acids. The record is from RefSeq and is a predicted model, not a curated record. Gene Ontology annotation, cellular component: nucleus; chromosome, centromeric region. NCBI's taxonomy places the organism in Eukaryota, Metazoa, Arthropoda, Insecta, Diptera, Tephritidae.